AUGGCACCUAACCCGUUAUGCCUCGCCUGGCGCGAGCAGAUUAUGGACAACUUGCGUCUGAUAUCCGGCCGCAGUGCCUUCAUCGACAUCUAUACCUCACGCCAUCCCAACAAGUCGUACACCAUCUACGCAGUGAAGGUGCACAAGGGCAAACGCCAGGAGGUUCUUUCAGCAACAGGCCGCGACCUCGAGGACGCCUACGAGACACUCCAUACCAAGUCGGCUCAGGAAGUCUUCCAGUUUGUUGAGCUGAAUGGCUUCGGAUUCCCUCGCGGCACGAAGAACGACUCGGAUAGCUCUGACAGCGAAGCCUCGACACUGGAUGAGGUUAUUUCUCUAUCUGCUGUCUCGUCCGAGAGCGAAGACGAUGAGAUCCCAUCAUCCCGUCGCAAGAAGACAAAGGCUUCCCGCCGCAAGGAUAAGAAAAAGUCCAAGAAGCACGUUUCCUCUUCUGAGGAAGAUAGCUCCUCAGAAGAGGACUUGCCGAGAAGGCGCCCGCCUCCCCUGGUUGCACGCCCAUCCUAUAUCCCGGCAGUUCCCAUCAACAGCUCGGCGCCUCCCCCUCCACCUCCUGGCUGGAGAGGCCCCCCCACGCGCGUCUAUCCUCGCGCUCCCGGCCAAGGGCCUCCACCUCCCCUGCCGCCCCCAGGCAGGUUCCCACCAGGAAUGCGUCCCCCUUCCAUGGCGCCCCCACCCCCGGGGACUGUCUCCAUUUCCGCGCCUCCCCCACCUCCGUCGGUGCCCGGCAAGCCCGUCCGCCUCGUCAUCGGGUGGGCAGGCCACGGAGAGAAGAAGAUCGUCGAGCACUGUCAGGCCAGCCACCGCGCAAUGCAGAGGACGGCCCUCGCCCACGUCCGCGCCAACUGGCAGUCGUUUGACAACGUUGUUCCCCAGGAGAUGACACCCGGACGCCUUUGGGGUCUCGGUGCCAAGGUGAGGCGUGUUGCCUUUGGCAACGACAUGUACUCCAUCUCUGCCUCUGCGGGCGACGACCUUAGCAUGUACUUCAAGGCGGACGAGAUCCCCAUGUUCGAGAUUGAAGUCGACCACGACGCCAGCAUCGUCCCACCUCCCCCGCCUCCUCCACCAACGCACCACCACGGUCAACAUUGA
Molecule: messenger RNA, 1113 nt
Organism: Colletotrichum chrysophilum
Lineage: Eukaryota; Fungi; Ascomycota; Sordariomycetes; Glomerellales; Glomerellaceae
Exons: 2
Coding region: 1-1113 (370 amino acids)
Source: RefSeq, a predicted model, not a curated record